AUGCGUUUUGCUGCCUUUGUCCUUGCUGCCCUUGGGGCGAACACUGCUGCCGCAUACUGGCUGCAGGACAUCACCCACAAUGGCAAAUCCCCCUACAACUCCGACUCCAACUACGUCGUCUGGCGCGAUGUCAAACAGUACGGCGCCAAGGGUGACGGAACUACCGACGACACCGCCGCCAUCCAGCACGCCUUGACCGAUGGCGAUGGGUGCGCCGAGGCGAGCUGCGGAGGCAGCACGGCGUACCCCAAAGUCGUCUACUUCCCUCCCGGCACGUACAGCGUGACGAGCAGGCUCAAAGUUUCCAUGUACACCCAGAUGGUCGGCGACCCUACGAACCGCCCGACCAUCUCCGUGCCGCAUACGUAUGGCGACCAGUAUGUCAUCGAUGGAUACCCCAGUGACGGCGGCUACUGGAACAGAGCCGCGGCCACGCUGAACUUCCAGAAGAGCAUCGAGAACAUCAUCAUCGACACCACGGCCGUCGGCGGCGGGUUCGCCUUCAGCCAGAUCAACUGGGCCGUCGCGCAGGGCACCGCGUUGCGCAACAUCGACUUCAACAUGGCUGCCGGCUCCAAGCAGACCGGUAUUUCCAUGGAGGGAGGCAGCGGCGGCGGCGGUUCCGGCACCUUCAUGGGCGACCUGACCUUCAACGGCGGCCAGACGGGCAUCAACCUCAGCAACCAGCAGUUCCACAUCAAGAACGUCGUCUUCAACGGCGUCACCACCGGCAUCUACGUUGACCACUGCUUCAUCGCCGUCCUGCAGGGCAUGCAGUUCAACAACUGCACCACAGGCGUCGACGCUGGCAACGCCAACUCCAUCUCCCUGAUCGACUCCUCGUCCUCGGGCACCGACACCGUCGUCAGCGCCACGAAGCAGUCGCCCAGCAACACCCGCUCCAUCGUCAUUGAGAACCUCGAUGCCACGGACGCCCAGACCAUCGUCAAGCGCAGCGACAACGGCCAGGUCCUCCUUGACGGUGGCCAGGGCCAGCAGACCGUCGCUAGCUUUGUGCGCGGCGCCACCUUUGACUUGUCCUUCAACAAGAACUUCACCGGCGGCAGCCUUGACGUGAACCCCCCGCAGAGGCCCAGCUCAAUGCUGCAGAAUGGCAAGUACACGACCAAGCAAAAGCCCACCUUCCCCGACACGCAGGCGGCCGAUGUGGUCAACGUCCGCGACGAGGGCGCCAAGGGUGAUGGUAGCACCGACGACCUCCAGGCCCUGCAGACUGCGAUCAACAACAACGUCGGAAAGAUAAUCUACUUCCCGUACGGGGUCUACCGCAUCACUGAUACCCUCAACGUCCCUGCCGGCUCCAUCCUUAAGGGUGAGGCCUGGCCCACCAUCCGUGCCGCCGGUCCCUCUGCCUGGAAGGACCAGAGCAACCCCAAGGCCGUGGUCCAGCUCGGUUCCCAAAACGGCGGCAACGUGUCCAGUUCAUGGACUUUGUGGUCGAGGUCGGUCACGUCUACGAGGGUGCCAAGCUCAUCGAGGUCAUCAGCGAGGCCGAUGUGUUCGAUGUCGUUGCCCGUAUCGGCGGCUCGCAAGCCAGCACCGCUCUCUCUUCUCAGUGCAACGACGAGUCAAACCCCUGCCGAGCUGCCUUUAUGGCCCUCCACAUCACCCCGACCGGAUCCGGUUACUUCGAAAACGUCUGGGGCUGGAGCGCCGACCACGCCAUUGAUGGCGGCGGCGUCCAAGCUGUCGGCAGCGGCCGUGGUGCCCUGA
Messenger RNA from Monascus purpureus, 1734 nucleotides. Lineage: Eukaryota; Fungi; Ascomycota; Eurotiomycetes; Eurotiales; Aspergillaceae. The record is from the annotation of a GenBank genome assembly.